UAAAUGUUUUGAUUUUUGUUAAAUUGUAUCAAUUAAAAUCUCGAUUAUUUUGUUACUGCAAGUUGUCAAAAUGUGGUUUCUUCAGUUUUCUUGUGUUUUGAUUGUGUUUAUCCAAUUAUCACAACAGGCCGCAAUUGAUAAUAGAAUUGUUAAUGGACAAAAAGUACAAUCAAUAGAACAAUAUCCAUAUCAAGUAGCUUUAUUUAAAAAAAACGAACUUAUUUGUGGGGGAUCAAUAUUAUCACAAAAAUAUAUUCUUACUGCUGCUCAUUGUCUGGUAAAACCGCUGGAAGAAGGUGAAGAAAUAUCAUGCUUGCCCUCUCCUGAUGAAUCAGAUUCUUCGUUUUGCGGUAAGACCGCUGUGACAACUGGAUAUGGAUGGUUAUAUAACAAUGAACCUACAACAGAUUUAUACGCUGUUAACCUUAAAAUUCCAAAAAUAAAUAAAUGUCCCUAUGGUUUUCAUCAUAUGAUAUGUGUACCUCAACAGAAAGGCUUAAAAGGCAUUUGUCACGGCGACUCUGGCGGACCUUUAGUUAUAAAUGGAGUACAAUAUGGAAUUACAGCAAGUGGUAUAGAACCAACUAGGAUCUGUCAAGAUAUAACACUAUUUGCGUUUACUAAUAUUAUUGAAUUUAGAAAAUGGAUAUCUGAGAAUUCCGAUAUCGAUGAGGAGAACGCUUAUAGUAACAAUCCUAAAGAAGAUUAUAUAGAAAUAUUAUAAGUUAAUGAUGAUCUUUUAAAGAAGAUUUAUGUUUAUAUAAACACAAAUAUAUUUAAUUGGAAAGUAAA
Messenger RNA from Anthonomus grandis grandis, 792 nucleotides. RefSeq names its product kallikrein 1-related peptidase b9-like. The coding region runs from base 71 to 724 and encodes 217 amino acids. NCBI's taxonomy places the organism in Eukaryota, Metazoa, Arthropoda, Insecta, Coleoptera, Curculionidae. The transcript is spliced from 4 exons. Gene Ontology annotation, biological process: proteolysis. The record is from RefSeq and is a predicted model, not a curated record. Gene Ontology annotation, molecular function: serine-type endopeptidase activity.